AUGUUACGCAUCUUUCUGCUAUUCCUCCUAUUCGUGAUUAAGAAUGCAUCAGUCAAUUUAGGGCUUCAAUAUGAAUUCCUCGAUGAAAUUAUCACAAAAUUUGCAUCAGAUAGUGAUGUACAAGAUUUUGAUUGCAAAUCAUCUUCAUUGAUAAAGGAUUCAUUCAUCUUCCCAGAAUGUUCAAUAAAAGAUGUUGAAUCUGUUUACACUGAAGGCCGGCCAUCAGUUAACAUGUCUAUGGUAGGCACCUUAUGUCAACUGCCAGAUGACUAUAGGAUUAUUCUUAAGACUAUCCCGACACAAGAUCAACGUGUGUAUAACAAGCCUGAAGUUGCACAAGUGCAACUAUUUGGGUUGAAGGCGAAGAGAACAGAGAACAUGGUAAAAGAAAUAUUGAAUUAUGUGAAAUUAGAAACACAAAGAUUAGCUUUCUACAGAAAACAACAACAUGAGUUACGACAAGAGUUCCUUCAAGGGGUUGUAGAUGCACUAGCAAGUGGUGAAACUAAUGCCUCAACUAUAGGUCGUCGUGUGGUUUUACCAGCAAAUUUUAUUGGUGGUCCAAGGAAUAUGAGACGAAAAUACAUUGACACUAUGGCAUUAGUGCAAAAGUUUGGAAAACCUAACAUUUUUCUUACAUUAACUUGCAACCCGAAUUGGCCAGAAAUUAGGCAACACAUGAUGAUUCAAGAGGAAACACAAAAUAGGGCCGAUUUAAUUGUAAGAGUUUUCCAUGCUAAACUUGAGCAAUUUAAAAAAGAAAUUUUGAAAAAAGAAAUAUUUGGAAAAGUUGUGGCGUACACUUAUGUGGUUGAGUUUCAAAGGAGAGGUCUUCCUCAUGCACAUUUUUUACUUAUACUUUCAUCUCAUUAUAAGAUGUACCAUUCAGAAGAAUAUGAUGAGAUUGUUUCUGCUGAAAUACCCGAUGAAAAGUCAAAUCCUCAUCUAUUUAGAAUGGUGUUGAAGCACAUGAUUCACGGUCCAUGUGGUGUUCUUAACCCACGUAAUGUUUGUAUGAAAAAAAGAGGCUUUUGCAAGAAUUUAUAUCCAAAAGCUUUUUGUUGUGAAACGACCCAAACUAAUGAUGCAUAUCCGACUUAUAGAAGACGUGACAAUGGCGUAAAGGUUAUGGUUAGAGGUAGGUGGAUUUCACCCCCCGAGGCAGCUUGGAGAAUUUUUAGAUUUUCAUUAGGCGAUAUCAAACCAGCGGUUAUUCAUUUACCCCUUCAUUUAGAAGAUUAUCAACCGAUAACCUUUAAAAGGAAAGAACAAAUAACCAAUAUUGUUGCCAAUUCAUCAAAGAGAAAAACUAUGCUUACUGAGUUUUUUGUUCAAAACAACACAUACAAAUUUGCACAACAUCUUAAUUUAACAUAUGUAGAGUAUCCAAACCAUUUUGUAUGGAAGUCAGAUACGACGAUUUGGUCACCCAGAAAAACUGAAAAAUCAAUAGGACGUAUUGUGCUUGCUCAUCCAAUUGAAGGUGAGAGAUAUUAUCUACGGAUACUUUUAUCCAAAAUAAGAUGUCCAAAAUCAUAUGAUAGUCUUAAGAUUUGUAAAGGAAUUAAGGUUGCUACCUUUCAAGAAUCUGCAUUACUACAUGGAUAUCUAAUUGAUGAUAAUAGCCAAAAAUUAUGCCUACAAGAAGCAUCAGUUUACCACAUGCCAUAUGAAUUACGAAGACUUUUUGCAAGCUUGCUUGUAUACACAAUUCCAAGUAAUCCUCGUGAGUUGUGGCUAUCUUUUGAAUCUGCAAUGUUAGAAGAUUUUCUACACUGCAACAAUUAUUCAAAAAAAGAAGCCAAACGAAACGCGUUUAAGCAAAUUAACACCUAUUUACAAUCAACAGGAAGACAAAUUCAUGAAUUUGAUAUAUUGCCAGAUGAUUUAUCAUAUACUGAUUUAGAUGAUCAAACAGAGGAAAUAAUCGCACAACAAAGUGGUAUAGGGAAAACUUUCCUAUAUAGAGCAUUGCUAGCAAAAAUCAGAUCAAAAGGACAUAUUGCAUUAGCAACUGCAACAUCAGGCAUUGCUGCAUCAUUACUUCCGGGAGGUAGAACAGCUCAUUCAAGAUAUAAAAUUCCAUUAGAUUUAAUAGACAGGUCAAUUUGUAGAAUUAGUAAGGAAUGUUCUUUAGGUAUAUUAAUUAAGACCUGUCAAUUGAUUAUUUGGGAUGAAGCUACCAUGGCAAAACGAUCUGCAUUAGAAGCUCUAGAUGACUUACUACAAGAUCUUAUGGAUUCAACAGAAAUUUUUGGUGGGAAAGUGGUUGUACUUGGUGGUGAUUUUAGACAAACAUUGUCAGUUGUUCGAAAUGGUAACAAGUCAAAUACAAUUGCUGUCUGUUUGACUAACUCUCAUCUAUGGCAAUCAUUGUCUCUACUACAACUAGAUGAAAAAAUGAGGUUAUUUCUAGAUCCUAUGUUUACAAAUUUUCUCCUAAGAAUAGGUGAUGGCAAAGAAAUCUCAGAUGAUAAUGAUUUUGUUACUCUUCCUACACAAAUCGUCAUACAAAAUAAUGCAACAACAAAUCAGUUAAAUGUUCUUAUAGACUAUGUUUACCCUAAUAUAUCCAACAUUUCAACCAAUGUCCAUUCUACCUUGAACCGAGCUAUAUUGACAACAAACAACAAUUUUGUACAUGAGAUCAAUGAUAUCUUAAUACACAAAUUCCCAGGUGAAGAAAUGGAGUAUAUUAGUUUUGAUGAAACACUUGAUCCAAACGACCAAGCUCAUUAUGAAGAUCUUCUUCACUCUUUAACUCCAAAUGGCAUGCCACCACAUUGA
Messenger RNA from Lactuca saligna, 2787 nucleotides. The record is from the annotation of a GenBank genome assembly. NCBI's taxonomy places the organism in Eukaryota, Viridiplantae, Streptophyta, Magnoliopsida, Asterales, Asteraceae.